UCUUCUCAUCCCAAAUCUCACUUUCUUCUUAACAUAAAACUCUCUCUCUCUCUCUCUCUCAUCCACUUUAUAUUCCAAAUCAACCAUAACUUUCUCCCUCUUUCUCAGUAAACAAACAUCACUCUCUAUCCGUAACGUCUGCAAGGUUUGUGAUGCGGGUUUUGUGGUGGGUCUGAUUGAUCUGAGAUAUGGAGACAAAAGAAGGGAUGUUAAAGAUGGAGAACAGCUUCGGGUGUUCAUCCUUUGCUGAUUACAUAUCGGGCGGUAAUUAUCCACUGCAAGGUGUGUUUGAUUUCAUCGAAGGAGAUAAAAGUUCUUUAGGGUUUAUGGAUCUCUUGGGCGUUCAAGAUCACUUUAACUCUUCCCUAUUCGAUAUGGGACAGCCGCCAGCUACUGUAGUACCCAGUUCCGAGAUGAAUCAAGUAGCAGCUGCAGCGAUGAGUAGAAAGAUGGAGCCGACUGAGGCGUCGAAUCCGCCUGCAACGCCUAACUCUUCCUCGAUUUCUUCGGCUUCGAGCGAGGCUGUGAAUGAUGAGAAAAAAGUGGAAGAAGACCAAGAAGAAGACCAGAAGAAGACUACGAAACAAUUGAAAGCAAAGAAGACAAACCAGAAGAGACAGAGAGAACCGAGAUUCGCGUUCAUGACAAAAAGCGAGGUUGAUCAUCUUGAAGAUGGGUACAGAUGGAGAAAGUACGGCCAAAAAGCUGUGAAGAACAGCCCAUUUCCUAGGAGUUACUAUCGUUGCACCAGUGCCUCGUGUAAUGUGAAGAAACGAGUAGAGAGAUCUUGCAGCGAUCCAACCAUUGUAGUGACGACUUACGAAGGUCAACACACUCAUCCAAGUCCCGUCAUGCCUCGUCCCACCUUCGCCGGACUCGGUGCUCCACCUCCACCUGCAAAUUCCCUAGGCGUCUCCGCAGCCGCUGGCUUUGGUUUGCCAAUUGAAACUACACUUAAUUCCCACUAUCAACAAUACCAUCUCCCACCCUUUGUCAAUACCACCUUGUCACCAUCGAGGUUCGGGUCAUUUUCUACGAGUGGCGGGUGUGUGGUUAAUGAUCAUCAACGACGCCGUAUUUGUACCGCUGGUUCUGCAAAAGACCAUGGACUUUUGCAGGAUAUUGUGCCAUCACAUAUGUUCAAGGAAGAAUAGUAGUAGUAGUAUAGGUCAGUAUAAAGAUAGAAGAAAAUCUCCCCAUUGUUUCUCUGUACUUUUUUUUUUUUUUUU
Messenger RNA from Carica papaya (papaya), 1229 nucleotides. RefSeq names its product WRKY transcription factor 23-like. Gene Ontology annotation, biological process: regulation of DNA-templated transcription. The record is from RefSeq and is a predicted model, not a curated record. Lineage: Eukaryota; Viridiplantae; Streptophyta; Magnoliopsida; Brassicales; Caricaceae. Gene Ontology annotation, molecular function: DNA-binding transcription factor activity; sequence-specific DNA binding.